AUGCCAAACGAAUCGACGAUUAAGAAGCUCCCUAACGAGCUUGUCACCGAGGUGGCUCUGUACCUGUCGGCGGCUGACCUUCUCAGUCUCGGAAGCACUUGUCGGGCAAUGAGGGCUUUUGUCCGGGAUGCAGACCUUUGGACGGUGAAAAUAAAACGGGACUUUGGAUGUGAGGGGCUUGAGUUCCAAUGGGAGCAGAGUGAUGACGGGGCGUAUUCUUCAAGAGAGCGCCAAAGGAAGUAUAUGAAGCUGGAGGAGGGCAAUGGUCACUACUGGCGAAUCGAGCAUAAUCCACGGAGUCCAUUCGGUCGCUCUCUCAAUCUCGGACAUCGCUGGGUGUUUUGGCUCCAUGCUCACACACGUCUCCGGAUUCCUCCAGGUCGUUACGAAGUAUCGUUUGGAUUACAAGUUGUGCAGCCAAAUCCUAUGUUACGCUUCGUCUCAUUCAAAAUACAGGAAAAGCCCCCCGUCUCCGAGACUUUAGACGGAGAAGCUCAGAUGUAUGCGGAUGAGAUGAUACGGUUCCCAAUGGCAGAGGUUCAGUCAACGUAUCUCAGGGCCCUAUCAACUCCUGACUUUAGGGAAGUUACAUGGCAAUCGACGUUUCUGGUUCGAGGGUCUUCGGAGAAGGGCAAGGAAUGGGGUGAAGUCGAGGUGGAGAUCAAGGAUACCAGCGACAUGCCUAAGACCGGUGUCAACCUCGAUUACGUGAAAUUCAAGAGAGUGCAUGUGGAUGAGGAUACAAUAGAUCCCGUCGCAGAAGGCGUGAAUGAGCGGCCAAUCAUUCGAGAUUAUCCCAGACGUCGUCGGCGCGGAGACAGGACUCCCGAAGAGCCUGGAUUGAAAAGCCUUUUUACUGGAUUUUUCAGCAGGAUUGGACACGGUUUAUUCUAG
Molecule: messenger RNA, 894 nt
Organism: Saitoella complicata NRRL Y-17804
Lineage: Eukaryota; Fungi; Ascomycota; Saitoellomycetes; Saitoellales; Saitoellaceae
Exons: 2
Coding region: 1-894 (297 amino acids)
Molecular function (GO): protein binding
Source: RefSeq, a predicted model, not a curated record